AUAUAUUGAUGAACCGAAUUCAACACAAUCUUCUUCAAAUUCAGAACUAAACUUAAAUCCAUCAACUUCAAGUUUUAGUCAACCUCUUGUUUUUGAUUCACUUAAUCCAUCUACAGCUACUAGUACUAUUAUUGAAGAGUCAAGUUCAAACAUAACAAAUAAGCAAACAAAAAUGACGCAAUUCACUCUAAAUAAAACCUCUAAAACUAAAAUUGAUAACGCCCUUGCAUACUUUAUUGCUACUAGUAUGACACCGUAUAAUGUGGUGGAAAAAGAAGGUUUUAAACUUUUUGUCAACGCAUUAAAUCCAAGUUACAAACUACCUAGUCGAAAAACAGUAACAGAAUCUCGAAUUCCUAAGCUUUAUAUAGAAACACGUAAUAAUGUCGGACAAAUUAUAGAAAAAGCAAAUUAUGUAUCUUUUACUACAGAUUGCUGGACGUCAAGUUCAAACAAACCAUUUAUUGCAAUGACAUGUCACUUUAAUACUAAUUUCAAAUUAAACUCUGCCUGUUUGGGUUGUAUUGAGUUAUCUGAAGACCAUACAGGAGACAAUAUUGCAGAUGUUUUACAAAUGUUCAUUUUGGACUAUGAAAUACCAGACUGGAAAAUUUGUUCGAUUACAACCGACCACGGCUCUAAUAUGUUAAAGGCUGUCAAUAAUUUGAGUAUACCACAUGUGGACUGUUUUGGUCAUGCUCUAAAUAUAGGAGUUUCAGUUAUUUUAAAUUUGGAUAGUGUGAAGGAUGUUGUAAAUAAAGUAAAGUCAAUCCAUAAUAUAUUUGCGCAUAGCUGGAAAGCUGCUAGGGAAAUGGAAAUAGUUCAAGAAAGAUUUAGCCUUCCACAAAAAAAAUUUCCAUCCUAUUCUAAGACUCGGUGGUGGUCAAUGUUAGAAUUAAUAAACGUUAUAAUUGAUCAAGAUCUUGGUCUUGCUAGUUUUCUUCGUACCUAUAAAAAUGACAAUUUGGCAGGUGAUUCGUAUGUGACAGGCUCAGCAAUACUUCCAAUAGUAUCUUCUCUCAAGUUGAAAUUAUCAGAAGUGGUAGAACGAACAGACACAGAUUUAAACAGACCACUAAUUCAAAAUAUGUAUUCGGCUAUUAUUGAUGUUCUAGAGAGGCGUUAUACAAACAAUACAACUUUAAUGAUUUGUUCCACUACAAAUGAUGAAACAUCAGAUAGAAGUUAUAGGAGUCAACCAGCUGGACAAAAAAAAAGGAAAACCGGAAUAUCAGCAAUUUUUUGCAUUCCAGAAAUUGAAAAUGUUCAUAAUAUUCAAGAAAUUACCAUUACCCUAAGAAUGAAGAUUGAAAGUGAGUUAAACUUAUACCUUACAAUACCGAAUUGUAACUUCGAUCAAGAACCACUGGAAUGGUGGAAUAUGAAUAAAGAUACAUAUCCAAUGUUAUCUUUAUUAGCAGAAAAAUGUUUGACAGUGCAAGCUACAAGUGUAGCCUCUGAACGUGUGUUCAGCAAAGGUGGCUGUAUUCUAACAGAUCUAAGAUCAUCAUUAAGUAAUGAACAUGCAAGCCAACUCAUAUACUUAACGAUGAAUAAGGACUAUGUCCCCAAGCCAAUAUUUUAA
Molecule: messenger RNA, 1585 nt
Organism: Myzus persicae (green peach aphid)
Lineage: Eukaryota; Metazoa; Arthropoda; Insecta; Hemiptera; Aphididae
Product: zinc finger BED domain-containing protein 1-like
Exons: 4
Molecular function (GO): protein dimerization activity
Source: RefSeq, a predicted model, not a curated record